UCGGAGCGCCUCGCGCACGUUCCGUGUCCAACGCGCCGCCCGCAGAACGCGCUGCCGCCCCGGGCACCGGCCGCGGUUUCGGAUUGCAUUCCCCGCACAGCCCGGCUGCAGACGCUCCCCGGCCGCGCUGCUGCAUGGACUCUGAGCGCAGGGCCCCGGCCGUACCCCGCGGAGGCACACGGCGCUCCCCUCGGCUCCAGGGAGUGCACCAUGAAGACGUCAAUUGCGUUCUUGCUUUGCAUCUCGCUUUUCCCAGGCUUUUCCCAGGGCAGAGUUGUUAGGAAGGAUGAAGCUGGUUUUGCCGAGUGUAACGUGUUCUUCUCUGAACAAGUCCCACCCGAAGGAUUUACGCAGCCGUACCAUGUGAAAAUCUGUCAGCAGUACAAGAAAGAGCCACGAUUUGCAACCCUCUACAGUACUAAGGACAAAAUCCCUCUUUAUUCGGCUUUUAAGUUUACAAAGUCAGCUCAAAGUCGGAAGGAGAACUGGCUGGUUGAACCGCAGAUAGAUGAUCCAGAAAAUGACUUGCAUGAAAUGGUGCGUGAAGCUGAUAUUGGUGGCACUAUGGCCAACCUUGGUGCAAACCAAGCCCUGACCUCAGACUACGUGGGCUCUGGCUACGAGAGAGGCCUUCUCAAUCCCAGUUUGCUCAAUGAGAAGGAUUUCCAGGUGGCCACUUACACACUCACGAAUGCCGUCCCUCUGAGCCCAGCUCUGAGCAAAAGCUGGCACAGAGACAUUGGGAAGGUAGUGGAGCAAGCUCUGAUCCCUCACUGCUCCAAGACGGAUCUAUAUCUCCUUGCAGGUGCGGUUCCUUCCAGUGUCAAAGUUAAAGGCAAGGUGUCAGUGCCAGAGAGCCUCUGGCUGGCAGCCUGCUGUGAUGCUUCAGAGGGAUGGUCCCUGGGACUAGUGAAAAAAACCAGUGAUGAAAACAGCUUGGCAGACCUCACGGUGAGAGAGCUGGAGAAGCAGCUUCUCCCAAGAGCUCGCUUGUUCAAGGGCAACUGUGGGAAAGGCAAACAAAGCCAGGAGAAAAGAGAAGCAGUACUGCAAGCUGUCAGUCAGAUCCGCUCUGGAGAGCAAGUAGGAACAAAAAACGACCAGGAGACCAAAGAGAAUGGCUUGAUGAAAACAGUGGCCGGCAUCAUUGCUACCCCCUUCAUCAAACUUCUGGAACUCCUCAUCUACAUCUUUGUGGAAAUUGUGAAAUUUGUGUUUUACUUUCUGUGGCUUGUUGUAAAGCAAGUUGUUGGCACAAUUCUGGGUGGAGUCUGCAGCCUGUGGAAUGAGAUGGUGUCCUACCUUAAAGCCAUCAGCAUGGUGCUCAUCAGCAUCCCCUAUGAUGUUGGGAGGGUCAUCGUCAACAUCUUCCUGGGCUUCCUGGAAAUUGUUCAAGAUGCGAUGUCCCUCACCUACAGGAUCCUGAGCAUCCCCGUGGAAUUCGUCCUUCACCUUGCUGCUUUCCCUUACCACUCCAUCUGUGCCAUUCCCUCUGUCCUUCAGGACUUGGCCUCUGGGAUCGUGGGCACCUUCUUGCUGGUCAUCGAUGCCACGGCCACGGUUGUGCAUGGCUUUUGUUACCUGGCUUGGCACAUCCUCAAACAGUUUGUGCCUAAAGGCUCUUCUGGCGACUGAGAGGAACAGAAACCAAGGCUGCAGAUACAUGGAAUAAAGGAGGAAUGGGGCAAUGCUUUAAGAUACAUGGCCAAAUGCUGUCAAUUUCAUUCUGGUAUUUAUUGUAGUGACAUUAAUAAUAAUGAACUGACUGGGGAAUUACAAGGAGGGCCAAGGCGGUGUCGCUCGGGGCCACCACCACUGUAACUAGAGUUCUGUCUGCUGUCAAAUGUUCGGGUUUUAUCGGUGCGGGCCACUAAGUUUCUGUGAUUUGCAGGUGUCAAGAGGCUUCCUCUGGGAAAUGCACACUAAAUGUGGUAUGAGGUAAUUUCUUUCUGGCUAUGAUGACACUGAAACUUACGCAGUGGCAGUGAGCUUGCAGAAGUCCAGCCCUUCCAAGGAGCAGAUGGUGGUGGUUAGGGGAGGACAUGAGUUACAGAGGGUUACUGGGACUUGAUGAAAGGAGAGGCAGGCAAGAGUGCAAGGACUUGGGGGUGGGAAACAGCAGGGAGCAGAGUGAAAUAGAGGCAAGGUCCUGCUAUUGACUGCACUGCUCAUUUCUCUGGUGUCCCACUUGUGGAGGGGAGGCAGCUGGGUAUAUCUCACAGUCUUCAGGCCUUUCCAGACAUCUGAAAUUGCAUGGAUCUUGCUGCAAGGAAAGACCCACUUCCCAUUUUUUUUUUGCAUGAUGGGAAAGCAUUUUUCCUUAGCCAUACCAAGGUUGUCUUCCCCCUUCCCCAGCAACCCUUCCUUGCUGUCUGGUGAUCACUGAAGGUCUGAGCCCUGAAUCUUCAAGAUGUGGUGUUCUCUGAAGGUCUAAGCCCACAAAUACCUUAGCCCCGAAGCCCUCGUGUCUGCUCCAAUGCCCAGCAGAUCUGGGAGCCACACUUUUGGAUUCAAAUCUGUUGCAAACUGCCUUGUCUCCCUUGAGAGCUGACUGCUCCUGGAGCACACAGGGGACUAUGGACUAUCAGGUGGGAGGAGAGACAGGAGGGAUCCCGGGCUGCAGCGCUUGUUUUGCUGGGUGCAGAUCCACACACAAAGAGACACCUUAAUGUCAGAGGCAGAACCAACUGCUCUUCUGCACUGCACAUCCUCUCUGCUCACUCUUCACCCCUUCUUCCCUCUGCCAGCAUGAGUCAUGUCCCCCAACAUCUGUGAAAUUGGAGCUGGGGCACAUGUCAGGGCUUUGCAGGGGGCCUGCAAGUGUUUGCAGUCAGAUGAGGGGCACAGAGACAUCUGCCACUACUGGAGAAGGGCACAGGAGUGCUGCCCUUCCCUGGGGCUCAGCAAGGGGCUUUGGAUCUCUUGGUGCAGUUGCCUGCAGGAGGGAGGCUUCCUGUCUCAGCAGCAUUUACUUUGGUGGGACUCCACGAGGUGUUUGGGAGUCCUACAUGCAUGGUUCCUUCCUUUCACACCCAUCUGUGUCUCUGCCUCCAGUGCCAGCUUGGUCUGGACCCUGAUCUACUGUAGCAUCCCAUAAUGAGUCCCAGGAGUGAGCAAGCAGGUGCUGCCAUCCCAGUGCAGUGGUGCUGUGUUGGUGGUGGCCUGCCCUGGGUUGAAGAGAGCUCGGUUACUAACAUGGCAGCUUUGUCUCUGUGCAUCGUGCAGCAAGGCUGAGCUGGCGUGGAUGGAUUCAGAGGGAAAAGGAGAUUUGGUUCAUGAUGGGACAGAGCUGUUUCUUUAUCUCAGGGACUGCGUUCAGUGCAACCAGAUGUGUGUGCACAUCCCAGCCCAGCACACCUGGCCAGGUGGCACCCUGUUCAGCAGUGAUGCAGAUGGCAAAGCUGAGGAUGCCAGCAGUGGUGAUGAAGUGGGGAAGCAGUGGCAUGAAUGGAAAGAGAGGAUGACUCCUUGCCUUGCCCUUCGUGGGCCACUGCUGUUUGGUGGAGAAAGAGAGGCUGUCUGCAAGCAGAACUGGCUUUGUUCAGAAGGAAAAGACUCUUUUGGGUGCCAGUAUGGGUUGCAGUUGGGUAAAGUCAGUGGCAUUUUGCUAUAGGUAUGUUGGGUGCAAGGUCAUGGCUCCUAACAAGCAGAGAGCAGCCAGUGGAUGCUCUCCAAACUGAACUUUUGCGUGUCUGCCCACUCAAGCAUGCCUGGUCUGCUGUCAAGACAGAUGUGGAGCUGAUUUCCCGCUCCUUCAUGAGACCCUGUCUUAACCCUGGUGCUCCUCAAGGGCUACAUGGCAGCUGUGAAGGCAGGAAAGAAGCCAGCUCAGCCCCCAGGGGAUGCUGGGGUGGGGUGACAGGAUCCCCAGCAGCCUCUGAAGGCAGAUGUGAUGGUGGCAGCUCUCAACUGCAGCCCAAGCACUGGGGAGAAGGGGGAGCUGGCCCCCACAGCUGUCUUGCACCUUCUGUGGGACCUUGUUUCUGGCCCAUUUUAGCUGCGUGGCACUGCACAGCAGCCAGCCGUGCACUUCCUGGGGCUCUUCCCUGUGCCUGAGCCCAGCAGCCCCUGCAUCCCAGGUCCACCAGCAUCUCCAGGGCAGCUCUGCAGUCACAGUGACAUGGGGGCUCGUGGGCUGACAAGCAGCAGAGCUGAGGCACCUCAGGAGGUCUGCACUAUCAGUUUGCCACCACCACUGCCACCCCACCUAGCUCAGGCCAGCUUGUCUCUGCUGCAGCCAUGGCUGCUGGCAGCAAGUGGACAGUCCUUGAAAUCCGGGGCGCUGCAGCUCUAUAGGAUUUGGGCAGAGGUGCAACAGUAUUGUAAAAAUUGUCUUAACAUGCUCAGAUUUCAAAUGGUAAGAACAGUAACUGGCAUGGGGCAUUUCUCUUCUGUGCUGCGUGUCUGAGCAGGCAGUGGGAAAUCUGCCUUGAGCAUCGAGCAAUUAUCACAGAACAAGCAACAUCCUGCAAAAAACCACUGUUUGAGAUUCUUCUUAUCUAGGCAUGAUUUAUGGCUCCUGAGCUUUACUCUAUCCUUGGAAAAAUACGGCUUCAACAAAAUAAAAUGACUUUUCCUAA
Messenger RNA from Zonotrichia albicollis (white-throated sparrow), 4580 nucleotides. RefSeq names its product endonuclease domain containing 1 (gene ENDOD1). NCBI's taxonomy places the organism in Eukaryota, Metazoa, Chordata, Aves, Passeriformes, Passerellidae. The record is from RefSeq and is a predicted model, not a curated record. Gene Ontology annotation, molecular function: nucleic acid binding; metal ion binding; hydrolase activity.